Messenger RNA from Moneuplotes crassus, 2830 nucleotides. The record is from the annotation of a GenBank genome assembly. Lineage: Eukaryota; Ciliophora; Spirotrichea; Euplotida; Euplotidae.
AUUUAUGCCAACCGCAGUGUUAAGAUCUCAAUCUGCUCUAGGAAUCUUGAGCCUGAUGCAGGAAAAUAAUGUUAGGAUUCAGACAUAUGCUUUGAACAAGCUCGCCCUCGUAGUUGACCAGACCUGGCCUGAGAUUUCAAACCAUUUGGACCUACUUGAUGCUUUAAGCUCUGAUGAAAGCUUUCCUGAAAGACAGUUAGCAGCAUUCGUUGCAUCGAAAGUAUUUUACCACUUACAAGAAUAUGAAUACUCUGUCAGACUUGCUCUUGAAGCUGGCCCAAGAUUUGACAUUAUGGAAAGAUCUCAAUACGUAGACACAGUCAUCUCAAAAUGCAUUGAUUUCUACAUUAAGAAAAGAGUUCAAAUCAGUGAAGGAGAUAACUCUGUCCAAAUCGACCAAAAACUUGAAGAUAUUGUCAACAAAAUGUUUGAAAGAUGCUUCUCUGAUGCAGAAUGGGACCAAGCAAUUGGAUUGGCUCUAGAAGCAAGAAGACUAGAUGUUGUCGAGAAAGCUAUCCUUCAAUCAGGAAACAUAGAAGAGAAGCUUGACUAUACUUACAAAAUCUCUGAAGAUAUCAUCGACAACAAAGAAUUCAGACUUGCUGUUUUGAAUCUUUUAGUCAAGCUUUAUGAACAACAAGGAGAAGGAAAAGUUAAUUACUUCAACUUGACAAAAUGCCAAUUCUUCUUAAGAGCUCCUGAAGCAGCUGCUAAAGUGCUUUCAAAUCUUCUUGAUAUUGACUCAGAAUACUUGAAAGCUUACCAAAUUGCCUUUGAUCUUGUAGAUACUGAAAAUCAAUCGUUCCUAAAUGAUGUUGUUGGUCUUCUAAGUGGAUCGAACAAUAGUAGAAUAAAUGCUUUAAGUGCUAUUUUGAGGAAUGAAGUGCCAAGAAAGCUGAGUCUCCAAUUCUUGAAAAAGAAUAACCAUACAGACAUGCUUAUGCUAAAGCAUCUUAUGGAGGACGUUGGAACUAAAAAUUCUAUCACUCAUGGAGCAUGUGUAUGGGCUAAUGGAAUCAUGAACUCAUUAACCACUAACGACUCUUUCUUAAGAGAAAACUUAAAUUGGGUUGCUAAAGCAACAAACUGGAAUAGAUUCAGUGCAACUGCAAGUAUUGGUAUGAUUCAUAUGGGAAAUUGCAAAGACGCUGAAGAGAUUCUCAACCCAUACAUCAACGGUACUGGACCACAAGCAUCUCCUUAUUCCACAUCUGGAGCAUACUAUGCUUAUGGAUUGAUUAAUGCUAAUCAAUAUACCCCUGAAAAAGCUGAGUUCUUAACAAAUGGGUUUAGAAAUUCAGGAAACAAUGAAAAUAUUCAACAUGGUGUUGGUCUUGGUCUUGGACUCGUCUCAAUGGCUACUAACAACGACAAUGUUUACAGAGAACUUAAGAACGUGCUGUAUAGUGAUUCUGCAGUUGCUGGAGAAGCUGCAGCUCUAGGAAUGGGUCUUGUUAGACUAGGAACAGCUAAUGAAGAAUCUAUAAGCGAAAUGAUCACAUAUGCUAAUGACACUAGCCACGAGAAGAUCAUUAGAGCAUUAGCUCUAGGACUUUCUCUAAUUAUGUAUGAGAAAGAAGAAACUGCUGACGGUCUUAUUGAGCAACUUUCACUCAGCAAAGAUGGAAUACUCAGAUAUGGAGGUAUGUUUACCAUUGGUCUUGCCUAUGCUGGAACUGGAAACAACUUUGCUAUUAAGAAACUAUUGCAUUUUGCAGUGUCAGAUGUGAUUGAUGAUGUAAGGAGAGCUGCUGUUAUUAAUCUUGGAUUUUUAUUAUUCAAGACACCAGAAAGACUUCCAGAGAUUUUAGAUCUAUUAUCUGAAAGUUACAAUCCUCAUACAAGAUAUGGUGUUGCUAUGGCUUUAGCAAUUGGAUGUGCUGGUACUGGAAUGUUGCAAACUCUUCCUAUCUUAACUAAGCUUGCAAGAGACAAUACUGCUUUCGUCAGACAAGGAGCUUUAAUUGCUAUGUCUAUCAUUUUCAUUCAAAUUGCAGAUACUUUUGAGCCUAAAGUUGCAAAGAUUAACAAACUCUACGCCAAGAUUAUCGGAACAAAGCAUGAAGAAGUUCUUGCUAAGAUGGGUGCGAUUUUAGGUACCGGAAUCCUUAAUGCUGGAGGAAGAAACACCACAAUCACUUUACAAACAAGAUCUGGUAACAACAAAAUGGCUUCGAUUAUUGGAUUAGCCCUAUUUACUCACCAUUGGUACUGGUAUCCAUGCUUACAUUUCCUCGCUUUAAGUCUCUCUCCAACAUCACUACAUGGAUUGAAUAAAGACUUAAAAGUUCCAAAAGGUUUUACUUUCAGAAGCAACAUGAGGGCAUCCGAAUUUAAAUAUCCAGAUUUUCUAAAAGAAGAAGAGAAAAAGACAAAAGAGAAAGUAGAGACAGCAGUCCUCUCAACCACAGCUAAAAAGCAGAUUAAAGAUAAAAGAAAGGCUGAAAAUGAAAAGAUGGAUGUGGACACUCCUAAACCAGAUGAAAAGAAGGAAGACACUCCUAUCAUAGAAGACGAAGAGGAGAAGAAAGAAGACAACAAAGAGGAAGAAGACAACAAUGAACCUGAACCAAUGUUUGAAGACAAAAAGAACCCAAGUAGAGUUCAAAUUCAUCAGGAGAAGUUCAUUGCUUUCUUAGAAGACAAUAGAUAUAAGCCUUUGCUUCCAGAAAGACAAGGUGGGUUCAUUAUUUUGGAAGAUUCCACACCAGAUGUUGAAGAAGAGUUCUAUGAUGAUGAAGAAAUUGAUCUAGAUGCACCAAAUCCAGGAUUAGAAGAAGAACUUGAGGUUCCUGAGCCAUUUGAUUUUGACCCAGCUCUAGAAGAUUAA